AUGGAUUUAAUAGCAGAGCUGGAAGCGAAUCAACGUCUAUAUGAAAACGGUAAAAUUAAUGAGGAUGAAUAUAAUAAACGUCGAAAGACAAUAUUUGAUAGAUCUGUUGGGUUAUUUGAAAAAAAAAUUCUGAUUCCGACGAAUACGAAUUUGUACGAAAUUCUUCAAUUAAAUCCCAAUGCAACUGAUGCAGAAAUUAGAUCAAAUUAUAGAAAACUUGCUUCUAAAUAUCAUCCAGAUAAAAAUGGCGGCAUUGAAUCUGAAGAGUGGAACAAGCUUUCAAAUGCUUACCAAAUCCUUUCAGACACGAACAGUCGUUAUCUUUACGAUAAUUUUGGAACAGUAAGCAAUUCCUUAGGAAAUAAAACUUCACUAAACCAUUAUGUUGGAGGUGACGCAUGGCAACCUUAUAUUGGUAACUUGGAAAUUGGCCUUUGGAUGUUCUCAUUUACGGAUAAUGGAAAUUCACCAGAAAUAGAACAUUUGACUACACCUGAACAAAAAGAGCACCGUCACAUAGUUCGUGUAUCUAACAUCGUUCGUUACCUACAAGACAAGCUUACUCAAUUUCCAAAGCAAGGAGAUUCUUCAGAGUUUGAAUCAUUUGUGGAAAGUCUUCGUCAAGAAGCUUUGAAACUCUUUAUAGAACCUAAUGGCAAACAUUUGCUAUCCUUUUUAGGAGAAAUUUACAUGACCAAGGCUCAAACAUACUUAAAUAAGUUUUCUGUGUCAAGCAUUAAAUGUUCUAGCCUUUUUAACAAUUUCAGGUUUAUGACUGAUAUGAUUUCUGGAUUUUUUGCGGCUAAAAGUAUAAAGCAGAUGAACCAGGAUGAGAUCAGCGAAGUAAUUUGGCAAAUCUCGCGGUCAGAAAUAUCUUCUAUCGCUUGUGAACCUUGCGAUAAAAUUCUGAAUAAUAAAACCAAUGAUGAUUUGGAUGUAAAAUAUCACCUUGCAAAUUCUCUUCUUCUUUUGGGAAAAGUGUGGUUGGAAAUAAGCAAGCAAUAA
Molecule: messenger RNA, 1005 nt
Organism: Racocetra persica
Lineage: Eukaryota; Fungi; Glomeromycota; Glomeromycetes; Diversisporales; Gigasporaceae
Source: the annotation of a GenBank genome assembly